GGGGCGGGUCUGGGGCGCGCGCGCGCGAAGAUGGCGGCGGUCGCCGGCGGGCUGUGUGUGAGGAGCAGUAGAGAACUGUGGACAAUUCUGCUUGGAAGGUCAGCUCUGAGAGAGCUGAACCAGAUUGAGGCAGAACUGAAUAAACAUUGGCAGCGGUUGUUAGAGGGGCUUUCUUACUACAGACCUCCCAGCCCAACUUCAGCUGAAAAAGUGAAAGCUAAUAAAGAUGUAGCUUCUCCACUGAAGGAACUGGGUUUAAGAAUCAGCAAAUUUUUGGGUCUUGAUGAAGAACAGAGCGUGCAGUUACUCCAGUGUUACCUUCAAGAGGAUUACAGGGGUACUCGGGACUCCCUGAAGACAGUACUACAAGAUGAGAGACAGAGCCAGGCCUUAAUCCUGAAGAUUGCAGAUUAUUACUAUGAAGAAAGAACAUGUAUUCUACGUUGUGUCUUACACCUUCUCACUUAUUUCCAAGAUGAAAGACACCCUUAUAGAGUUGAAUAUGCAGACUGUGUUGACAAAUUGGAGAAGGAACUAGUUUCAAAUUAUAGGCAGCAGUUUGAAGAGCUUUAUAAAACUGAAGCACCAACGUGGGAGACACAUGGAAACCUCAUGACUGAGCGCCAGGUGUCUCGCUGGUUUGUUCAGUGCCUUCGGGAACAGUCCAUGCUGCUAGAAAUUAUUUUCCUUUAUUAUGCAUACUUUGAGAUGGUACCCAGUGACCUGCUGAUAUUAACCAAGAUGUUUAAAGAGCAAGGAUUUGGUAGUAGGCAGACCAAUAGGCACUUGGUGGAUGAGACCAUGGAUCCUUUUGUAGACCGAAUUGGCUACUUUAGUGCUCUCAUCCUGGUGGAAGGCAUGGAUAUUGAUUCCUUACAUAAGUGUGCUUUGGAUGACAGGAGAGAACUGCACCAGUUUGCCCAGGAUGGGCUUAUCUGUCAGGAUAUGGAUCAUUUGAUGUUGACUUUUGGGGACAUUCCACAUCAUGCCCCAGUGCUUUUGGCCUGGGCUCUCCUCCGUCACACCCUGAACCCAGAAGAGACAAGCAGUGUAGUCCGGAAGAUAGGUGGCACAGCCAUUCAGCUGAACGUAUUUCAGUACUUGACCAGACUGCUCCGAUCACUUGCCAGUGGGGGAAAUGAUUGUACCACCAGCACCGCAUGCAUGUGUAUCUAUGGACUCCUCUCUUUCGUUCUCACCUCACUGGAGCUCCACACACUGGGCAAUCAGCAGGAUGUAAUUGACACAGCAUGUGAAGUCCUGGCAGACCCUUCUCUUCCAGAACUGUUCUGGGGAACAGAGCCAACCUCUGGUCUUGGAAUAAUUCUGGACAGUGUAUGUGGAAUGUUUCCUCACCUGCUUUCCCCACUCCUGCAAUUACUCCGAGCCCUUGUAUCAGGGAAAUCUACUGCCAAAAAGGUAUAUAGUUUCUUGGAUAAGAUGUCUUUCUACAAUGAACUUUAUAAGCACAAGCCCCAUGACGUGAUCUCCCAUGAAGAUGGAACUCUUUGGCGGAGACAAACACCCAAACUCCUUUACCCUCUUGGGGGUCAGACCAACCUUCGCAUACCUCAAGGCACUGUGGGCCAAGUGAUGCUGGAUGACAGGGCUUACCUGGUACGCUGGGAAUACUCCUAUAGCAGCUGGACCCUCUUUACCUGUGAGAUUGAAAUGCUGCUUCAUGUUGUUUCAACUGCAGAUGUGAUUCAGCAUUGCCAGCGAGUCAAACCCAUCAUUGAUCUGGUCCAUAAGGUCAUCAGUACAGACCUGUCGAUAGCAGACUGUCUUCUGCCUAUCACAUCCCGCAUCUACAUGCUGCUGCAGCGGUUAACAACAGUGAUCUCCCCCCCUGUGGAUGUCAUUGCUUCUUGUGUCAACUGUUUGACUGUUUUGGCCGCCAGGAAUCCAGCAAAGGUCUGGACUGAUCUUCGUCACACAGGUUUCUUACCAUUUGUGGCACAUCCUGUUUCCAACAUGAGUCAGAUGAUUAGUGCGGAGGGCAUGAAUGCUGGAGGAUAUGGAAACCUUUUGAUGAAUAGUGAACAGCCUCAGGGCGAGUAUGGGGUCACUGUUGCCUUUCUACGUUUGAUCACAACCCUUGUCAAGGGGCAGCUUGGUAGUACCCAGAGCCAAGGACUUGUGCCCUGUGUAAUGUUCGUGCUAAAGGAGAUGCUUCCCAGCUACCACAAGUGGCGCUACAACUCUCACGGUGUGAGGGAACAGAUAGGUUGCCUGAUCCUGGAGCUUAUUCACGCUAUACUGAACCUGUGCCACGACACAGACCUGCACAGCAGCCACACUCCCAGCCUACAGUCUCUCUGCAUCUGCAGUCUGGCCUACACAGAAGCAGGACAGACAGUUAUUAAUAUCAUGGGCAUUGGCGUGGACACCAUUGACAUGGUGAUGGCUGCUCAACCCCGAAGUUAUGGGGCAGAGGGCCAGGGCCAGCUGCUGAUCAAGACAGUGAAACUGGCAUUCUCCGUCACCAACAAUGUUAUUCGGCUGAAACCCCCUUCUAAUGUGGUGUCCCCCCUGGAACAGGCUCUCACACAACAUGGUGCUCAUGGGAACAAUCUCAUUGCUGUUCUAGCCAAGUACAUCUACCACAAACAUGACCCUGCUUUGCCACGUCUUGCCAUUCAGCUGCUGAAACGUCUGGCCACGGUGGCCCCAAUGUCUGUGUACGCUUGUUUGGGCAAUGAUGCAGCAGCCAUUCGUGAUGCCUUCCUAAUCCGACUGCAGAGCAAGAUUGAGGACAUGCGUAUCAAAGUCAUGAUUCUAGAAUUCCUCACGGUUGCAGUAGAGACCCAGCCAGGCCUUAUUGAACUGUUCCUGAAUCUGGAGGUGAAGGAUGGCAGUGAUGGCUCUAAGGAAUUCAGCCUUGGGGUGUGGAGCUGUCUCCAAGCAGUGCUAGAGCUCAUUGAUUCCCAGCAGCAAGAUCGGUACUGGUGCCCACCUCUGCUGCAUCGUGCAGCCAUUGCCUUUCUGCAUGCCUUGUGGCAAGACCGUCGGGACAGUGCCAUGCUGGUCCUCCGAACCAAACCCAAGUUUUGGGAGCACUUAACCAGUCCACUGUUUGGAACCCUUUCUCCUCCCUCAGAAACAUCUGAGCCCAGUAUCCUGGAAACCUGUGCCCUAAUCAUGAAGAUAAUUUGCUUGGAGAUAUACUAUGUUGUUAAGGGUUCAUUAGACCAGUCAUUAAAAGAUACACUCAAGAAAUUUUCCAGUGAGAAACGCUUUGCCUACUGGUCAGGGUAUGUCAAGUCAUUGGCAGUUCAUACAGCUGAAACAGAGGGCAGCAGCUGUACCUCCUUGUUAGAGUAUCAGAUGCUGGUCUCCGCCUGGAGGAUGCUUCUCAUCAUUGCCACCAGUCACGCAGAUACAAUGCACCUGACUGAUUCUACAGUGCGUCACCAGCUCUUUCUUGAUGUGCUUGAUGGGACCAAAGCGUUACUCCUAGUUCCGGCCUCGGUGAACUGCCUCCGCCUUGGCUCCAUGAUGUGCACUCUGCUGCUCAUCCUCCUGCGGCAGUGGAAGAGAGAGUUAGGUUCUGUGGAUGAAAUCCUCGGACCCUUGACGGAGAUCUUGGAAGGAGUGCUGCAGGCAGACCAGCAACUCAUGGAAAAGACCAAGGCCAAAGUGUUCUCAGCAUUCAUCACAGUGUUGCAGAUGAAGGAGAUGAAAGUAAGUGACAUACCUCAGUACUCCCAACUGGUGCUGAACGUCUGUGAGACUCUCCAAGAAGAGGUGAUUGCACUCUUUGACCAAACUCGCCACAGUCUGACAUCAGGCAAUGCCACGGAGGACAAGGAUAGCAUGGAGACCGAUGACUGCUCUCGGCCCCGGCAGAAGGACCAGCGUGAUGGGCAGGUGUGUGUCCUGGGCUUGCACCUGGCCAAGGAGCUGUGUGAGGUGGAUGAGGAUGGUGACUCAUGGCUGCAGGUGACCCGCAGGCUUCCCAUCCUGCCCACUCUGCUCACCACCCUGGAGGUGAGCCUUCGCAUGAAGCAGAACCUGCACUUCACUGAGGCUUCUCUGCACUUGCUCCUCACUCUGGCUCGCACCCAGCAGGGAGCCACGGCAGUGGCUGGAGCUGGCAUCACCCAGAGCAUUUGUUUGCCCCUCCUGAGCGUGUAUCAGCUCAGCACCAACGGCUCAGUACAGACACCUAGUACCUCUCGGAAGUCCAUGGAUGCCCCCUCUUGGCCAGGUGUCUACCGCCUGUCUAUGUCCUUGAUGGAGCAGCUGCUCAAAACUCUGCGGUACAACUUCCUGACUGAGGCCCUAGACUUUGUGGGUGUCCACCAGGAGCGGACCCUACAGUGCCUCAAUGCAGUGAGGACAGUGCAGAGCCUGGCCUGCCUGGAGGAGGCAGACCACACCGUGGGCUUCAUUCUGCAACUCUCCAACUUUAUGAAGGAGUGGCGCUUCCACCUGCCUCAGCUCAUGCGUGAUGUCCAGGUCAACUUGGGUUACUUGUGCCAGGCCUGCACCUCCCUCCUGCACAGCCGCAAGAUGCUGCAGCACUACUUACAGGUAACUGAGCCUGAGUGCCCUGGAGUGCCUCACUCUGGCUGCCCUGGGCUCCACCUUCAUUUCCUGACUCCCCAGAACAAAAAUGGAGAUGGCCUCCCCUCAGCUGUCACCCCCCGAGUCCAGCGACCACCCACCGCUCCUAUAGCUACACCUGCUGCCCCGGUCUGCUCCUCCUCCAAGCAGCCCACUGCUGACACAGAGGCCUCAGAGCAGCGGGCCUUGUAUACAGUCCAGUAUGGCCUUCUCAAGAUCCUGAGUAGGACCCUGGCAGCCCUGCGCCACUUCACCCCAGAUGUCUGCCAGAUCCUGCUGGAUCAGUCCCUGGAUCUUGCUGAAUACAACUUCCUGUUUGCCUUGAGCUUUACCACCCCUACCUUUGACUCUGAAGUAGCCCCCUCCUUUGGGACCCUUCUGGCCACAGUGAAUGUGGCCCUCAACAUGCUUGGAGAGCUGGACAAGAAAAAGGAGUCCCUCACCCAGGCUGUGGGGCUCAGCACACAGGCAGAAGGGACAAGAACAUUGAAGUCCCUCCUGAUGUUUACCAUGGAAAACUGCUUCUACCUGCUCAUCUCCCAGGCAAUGCGGUACCUUAGGGAUCCAGCUGUACACCCCCGGGACAAACAGCGGAUGAAGCAGGAGCUCAGCUCAGAAUUGAGCACACUGCUCUCCAGCCUCUCACGGUACUUCCGCCGGGGAGCACCCAGUUCUCCUGCUGCUGGCGUCCUCCCCCCAUCACAGGCCAAGUCCACUUCUCUCUCCAAAGCCAGCCCUGAGAGCCAGGAGCCUCUUAUCCAACUAGUGCAGGCCUUUGUCCGUCAUGUGCAAAGAUAGGGCAGGGGCUGACUGCCCACCUACCACUCUUCAGCCCUGGAUUCGUGGGAGUGCCUUGGCUGCUGGGGCCUGUCUGCAACAGAAAGCAGAUCCAGUCCACCCUCUCCCCAGAGUGGUCAUGACUCCAGCCACCUACCUGCUGACACUAUUUUUAUAAUAGAUGAACAUGUCAACAGCAGGGGCAGGGAGCCAAGAGCCUCUUGUGCUCAGGCUGUCACAUUCAAAAUGCCCCAAAGAAUUGAAUUCCUUUCCUUUGAGCAUUCCCCACAGCACUUGGCUAGCUCAGGGAGAGGCAGGAGCUGGUAUAUGGCAGUCCAGGAGAGAGACUCUAUGCAGGGGGUUAAAAAUCUGUUUUCCAUGAUCUGUUCUGGCAGAUGUUUUGGUAAUACUGUGGUCUAUUUAUACAAAUAUUAAAAAAUGCUGUUUAUAGA
Molecule: messenger RNA, 5798 nt
Organism: Nycticebus coucang (slow loris)
Lineage: Eukaryota; Metazoa; Chordata; Mammalia; Primates; Lorisidae
Gene: NUP188
Product: nucleoporin 188
Exons: 43
Coding region: 31-5367 (1778 amino acids)
Biological process (GO): protein import into nucleus; RNA export from nucleus
Cellular component (GO): nuclear pore inner ring
Molecular function (GO): structural constituent of nuclear pore
Source: RefSeq, a predicted model, not a curated record